GAUGUUCCAAGCUUUGCCUUGUCUUUGAGCAGGGAGACCAAGCGGCUGAGAGGCGGACGAUAACAGCAUCCAUUGCUGUUAUUCAGCCUUCACGCAUCUCAAUGCACCGCAUGCAUACACACACACAACUGAUGGUGCCUACUGCUUCUCGCAAGGCAGGGAGGCAAGACUUUUAAAAACUAUAUAUAUGGUGUGUGUUUUUUCCCUAGAAACACUUUUCUUAAACACUUAGCCUGCAUCAUGGUGCUCGGCAAGGUAAAGAGCUUCACGGUGAGCUACGACUGUCUUAAUGACAGCAACGUGCCCGUCUUCUCCAGCGGGGACUGCGUCUCAGGGAGGGUAGUCGUCGAAGUCACCGGCGACAUCCGAGUCAAGUCUCUUAAGAUCCACGCCAAGGGCUUUGCCAAAGUUCGCUGGACGGAGUCGAGGAACGCCGGUUCCAACACCGCCUACACGCAGAACUACACCGAGGAAGUGGAAUAUCUCAACCAUAAAGACGUUUUAAUUGGACAUGAACGAGACGAUGACAACUCAGAAGAAGGACUCACCACUAUCCAUUCAGGAAGACACGAGUAUGCAUUCAGCCUGGAGCUUCCACAGACACCUUUGGCUACCUCUUUUGAAGGGAAGCAUGGCAGCGUACGCUAUUGGGUCAAGGCAGAACUCCACAGGCCGUGGCUCCUGCCCAUCAAGACCAAGAAGGAAUUUACAGUCUUUGAGCACAUUGACAUCAACACUCCAUUACUGCUGUCACCACAGGCCGGCACAAAGGACAAGACACUUUGCUGUUGGUUCUGCACCUCAGGUCCAAUUUCCCUAAGUGCCAAAAUUGAAAGGAAGGGAUACACCCCAGGAGAGUCGAUCCAGAUCUUUGCAGAGAUCGAGAACUGCUCCUCUCGCAUGGUGGUGCCAAAGGCCGCCAUCUACCAGACACAGACUUUCUAUGCCAAAGGGAAGAUGAAGGAAGUCAAGCAGCUGGUGGCCAACCUGAGAGGGGAGUCCCUGUCCUCGGGCAAGACUGAGACCUGGAGUGGAAAAAUGCUCAAGAUCCCGCCUGUGUCGCCCUCCAUCCUGGACUGCAGCAUCAUCAGAGUAGAAUACUCCCUCAUGGUGUAUGUGGACAUACCCGGGGCAAUUAACCUUUCCCUGAACCUGCCACUAGUAAUCGGAACCAUCCCCCUCCAUCCUUUUGGCUCACGCACAUCCAGUGUGAGCAGCCAGUGCAGCAUGAGCUGGCUGGGCAUGGGUCUGCCCGAGAGGCCUGAAGCUCCUCCAAGCUAUGCAGAAAUUGUGACGGAAGAGCAGAGGCAGAGCAGUCUGGACGUGCCUGCAGCUCGCGAGGAUCUGGACGGACCUCUGUUUGCCUACAUCCACGAGUUCCGCUUCCAGCCGCCCCCUCUCUACUCAGAGAUUGAUCCUAAUCCAGAUCAAGCCGGCCGUCCAGAAGUCCACAGGCCUGAUGCCUGUCCAUCACGCUGAGGGAAAUCCUAAAAACUGACUCGGGGAACCCAAAGAAAAAUGCACGCUACAUGACUCGACGUUGUUCAUUCUUCUCCAAAACGGUGUUGUUGACAACAAGAGAAAGUGAAAGCAUCCAACCAAUCAAGCAACAAAGACUUGGUCAGAAAUGCUGAGUUGGGAUUGGAGAAAUCUGUUCCACCAUUCCCUCAGUGACACCAAGGGGAAGUCGCUAGUUUGGCGGAUGGCUUCCUUCUUGAGGGCGGGGUGUGUACAGACAGUUUCCUUCUGUAGGGUGAGAUCCCAGGAAGUGUUUGAACUGUGGCACAUAUAAGGACACGAGGCUCCACCCAUCAUGUCCAGACUGCAUCGCCACCUCCCACGAUCUUUGACGCCGUGGUCCUCCUCACUGAGAGCACCACCAAACAGCAAAAGACUACGUCCUCCUGCCUCAUUUUGGGAUUUUGUUUUGCACAUUUUUGGUUCUUUACUUGACUCGAGUGGCUCUGUUUAACUUGGCUUGGUUUUUCCGGACUGUGCUUUUUGGCCGAACUUUGGAGAGCAGGAGAUGCAAGACUGAAAAAGACAAGAACAAUGCACUGAUUUUUUUUUGUUUUUGUUCUUAUAAGCUGUUUUUUUUUCCCUUAUGACAUUUCCUGAGUGACUUACGACGACUGGACUUUUUUACGACGACAACAAAAAAAGACCGCAGCACACUUUUGUCUACCUAGAAGCUCUUUUAUGAUGUUGCCUCCUCUGUUCGGAUCCAGUUUGGCUUCCCUCCUUUUGUUUUGUCCAGUUAUAGAAUUAUUUUGUGUGCGUGUGUUGAGACAGCUCUAGAUUUGGAGCAGGGGUUUUUGCAGGCCACCUUUUGCUACUAGACGUCUGAAUGAGGGGAUUUUACCUCACUAUUUGUGCCUGCAGCCCCUGCUUUCCUAAUCUCUUACUGCCCAAAAAGCACUGUUCCACGUGGCAAACAGUGUAAAGAAUAGUGAAACAAUUGCACUAUUAAAAAACAACAAAGAUUUCUGUUCUGUUUCAAACUUACCAAACCAGAGAGAAAAGACCUGCAGAUGAGCUCGGCAGCUUUUCUGUAGACACAUUCCCCUUCUGUCCUGCUGCAUCUGCUCUGCUCAUCGAAACAACAUUUCUAUCAGACCAGUGAAGCCAGGAUGCUUAAAAAAUAGCAAAAAAAAUAAGAGCACUGAUGCUGCUUCUAGAAAGCAAACCGCUUUUUGUGCAGACUGGUCAGAACAAGUAGUGUUAGGUUGACAUGAGUACUACAUUGGUUUUCUCACUCAUUCAACACCAUAGACCAGCUGCAGUAAUAAUGGGUUUGUCAGGAAAUAGGAUGUGUAGCACUUUUUUUUAUUUAAAGAAAGAAAAAAGCAUCAGAUGGUGAAGGUCUGACCCAAAAAAAAUGGUACGAAUGUUAUAUUUCAGCAAAGCAGUGUUGUGUAGGAUGCGGAUGCAUGAUUUAAUCUUGAAAUAUUAGUUUACAUUAUGUGUGUAUGGAGAUCCACUGGGCAACUAAAAUUCAAACAGGAUGCUUCUGACUACAAGUGACAAACUGCAGAUCAUUCAAGUGAUCUGAUAUUUGUGGCCUUGACACAGACAAGACUUUUUUCCUGCCUCUACGUCUUCUACGCCCUUUUGUUUGACCUGUAUGAAUCUUUCCAUAGCAAAGGACAAAAAGGGAAAAGUUCCCCAGAGAGGCAUCAUAAUUGUUUUUCUUAAACUAUAUCAUUUGUUUUCCACUUAUAACAGGGCAUUGGUGUAGUUUGCUUCGCAGUUUAAUAAACAGGCUGUUGAUCAGCCCUCCUCUGACGGAUAUUUACGUCCUUAACGCCGAGGACUAACUGCCUUUUUCCGCCAUCUUUUUUCUCUAUGUUGUUUUUGUUUUAAUCCUCUUUUGCUUCGUGAUGAUGAAUAAGCUGACAUAUUUGCUUCAGGGUGGUUGAUUCCAUGAGUCCAUUGGCUGAAGUAAGUCCAACAAAAACAAGCUAAUAAAGGCAGGAACUGAAAUGUUCAGAGGAAGACGUUAAAAAAAAGAUGACGGCGAUAAUGUCUGAAACAUUUUAGAAAACAAUGUGCAAUAUCACGUGCUGAAUUUUCUUCAUUCUCCAUUUCUGUUUGUUUUCUUCCGUUAAUCACGACGAUGUAUAGAUAUUCUAUGAAUAUGCUACGUUCAGAAUGAUUUCAUCUUUUGUCUAGUUCUUCCUUUUUUUUGAUUUGAAUAAACGUUUUGUUCUAAACGACCAUUCAA
Dunckerocampus dactyliophorus (ringed pipefish) is the source of this 3724-nucleotide messenger RNA. It is a transcript of the gene arrdc3a, whose product is annotated as arrestin domain containing 3a. The record is from RefSeq and is a predicted model, not a curated record. Bases 241 to 1479 code for a protein of 412 amino acids. Gene Ontology annotation, biological process: protein transport. Gene Ontology annotation, cellular component: cytoplasm. The transcript is spliced from 8 exons. NCBI's taxonomy places the organism in Eukaryota, Metazoa, Chordata, Actinopteri, Syngnathiformes, Syngnathidae.